Molecule: messenger RNA, 663 nt
Organism: Cryphonectria parasitica EP155
Lineage: Eukaryota; Fungi; Ascomycota; Sordariomycetes; Diaporthales; Cryphonectriaceae
Exons: 1
Coding region: 1-663 (220 amino acids)
Source: RefSeq, a predicted model, not a curated record
AUGUACACCCAAUCCCUCUUUCUCGCCGCCCUGACCGGCGUAGCAACAGCCAGCGUUCUUCCCCCGCGGGACUCCUCCCCAGGCGUCAACAUCUACAACAUGGGCUCCGCCCAGCAAACCUUCUACUUCUGCAACAACGCCGCCAACGGCGACGGCACCGCCGACCCAGGCUUCACCUCGGGCACCUCAGGCUGCUCGAACCUCGUGACCUCCGUGGCCGUGGCCCCGAGCGCCUCGACCACCGUCGCCCUCGCAACGACCUUUAGCGGCCGCAUCGCCCGCAGCACCGACACCCCGGCCACGUGGGUCGAGGUGCAGUUCCAGAGCGGCGGCACGGCGUGGGGCGACGUCAGCCUGGAGAUUGGCUGUGACGGCCCUGCGCAGGUUGGGCCUGCGUCCGGCGGCGGCUCGGCGCAGGUGGUGGGGUUCUCGACGCCUGCUGAUAUCGUCAGUGGUGCGCCGGACGGGGCCACCGAGACCAGGGCCGAUGGUGUCAAGGUCAUCUCUGCGCCUUACUCGGAGGGCCAGGUGACCAACCAGGCCGCGGCCGACUAUCUGCUGAGCACAGUGCCGCAGGGCAACACCAUGGCGUACAUCACCACCACCUCUGGAACAGAUGUGACCACGAGCUCCAACAACCAGCUUGAUGUGACGUUCUACUAG